Molecule: messenger RNA, 2006 nt
Organism: Aegilops tauschii subsp. strangulata
Lineage: Eukaryota; Viridiplantae; Streptophyta; Magnoliopsida; Poales; Poaceae
Source: RefSeq, a predicted model, not a curated record
AUGAGGAGACCAACCCAAGCGCAUCUCGCCGGCACUGCCGCGCUCUUCCUACUGACGGCCGCCAUCUCCGGGACGACGGUUGCCGUGGUGACCUCCGAGGCCGACGCCCUUCUAGCAUGGAAGGCCAGUCUCGUCGACGCGUCCGCGCUAUCUAACUGGACCCGGGGCACGCCGGUCUGUGAUUGGGUAGGCGUGUCCUGCAACAUCAAUGGCCUGAUCAGGGAGCUAAAUCUCCCGGGACUCGGUCUCUCGGGCGAGCUCGACACGCUUGACACCGCGGCGCUUCCGGAUCUUGCCGCUCUGGUCCUUUCGAGGAACAACCUCGGAGGCCCCAUCCCCGCCGGCAUAUUGCGGCUGCGCUCCCUCGAACUACUCGACCUCAGCGGCAACAGGUUCAACGACUCCAUCCCACCGCAACUUGGUGACAUGCCCAGCCUCGCCUCCCUCUAUCUCUACAACAACAACCUUGUUGGUAAGAUCUCGCGCCAGCUCUGCAACCUUCUCUCCGUCCGGUCGCUGGACAUGUCCAACAACCGACUCGCCGGGGAGCUCCCGAACUGCUGGUGCAACCUCCAGUCUCUGCGGUACAUGCGCCUGUCGAACAAUCGGCUCACCGGGGAGCUCCCCGACUGUUGGUGGAACCUACAGGCUCUGGAGUACAUGUUCCUUUCCAACAACUACUUCUCAGGUGAAAUCCCGACCGCUAAGGCAAGCCACAACUGCUCCCUCACGACACUAUCUCUUGCCAGAAAUGCCUUUGCUGGAGCGCUGCCACUCCUAGAGGGUUGCGACAAGCUCGCUCUGAUGUUCAUGGACCUAUCGAACAACCGUCUCACAGGUAAGCUACCGGACUGCUGGUGGAGCCUGGAGGCUCUAUUUUUCAUGGAUCUAUCCAACAACUCCUUCUCAAGUAAAAUUCCCGCAGCUGUGGGAAGCCACAACUGCUCUCUUAAGUCUCUUUACCUUGCCGGAAAUGGCUUCAUUGGUACCUUCCCGCCGGUUCUAGAGGGCUGCAACUCGUUGGACACCCUGGACAUGGGGAAUAACAAGUUCUUUGGUGUUGUCCCUCCAUGGAUCGGGAGUCAGAUCCCAUUGUUGAGAAUCCUUAGCCUCAAAUCAAACAAUUUCACUGGAGAAAUUCCUCUAGAGUUAUCACGCCUUUCACAACUUCAGCUGCUCGACAUGGCAAACAAUAGCUUGACCGGCUCGAUUCCGGUAACCUUCGGCAGCUUGACCUCCAUGAAGCAUCCACAAAAUCUAUCGACUACGGAACUGCCCAACGAGUGGAAAUACUAUGAUAGAAUCAACAUAAUCUGGAAGGGCCAUGAGCAGAAAUUUGGAAAAGAGAUCCAGUUAUUAACCGGUAUUGAUUUGUCGGGCAAUUUGUUGUCUCGGUGCAUUCCCGAAGAGCUAACCAACCUUCAGGGCAUCCAAUUUCUAAAUCUGUCGAGAAACCAUCUAUCAUGUAGCAUUCCUGAAAAUAUUGGUAGUUUGACUUUUCUCGAGUCCCUUGAUCUAUCAUCCAAUGAACUUACAGGAGCCAUUCCACCUAGCAUCUCGAGCUUAUCAUGGCUCACCACGUUGAAUGUGUCGAACAAUCUUUUGUCGGGCAAGAUACCCACCGGGAAUCAGCUUCAGACCUUGACUGACCCAUCAAUUUACUCCAACAAUUCUGGGCUCUGUGGAUUUCCUCUAAACAUUUCGUGUGCCAAUACUUCGCUUGCACCGGUUGAGAGAAAUGGUGAAGAGGAGGACCACUGGAUGUACUACUGUGUGAUUGCUGGGAUUGUGUCUGGUCUUUGGUUGUGGUUUGGGAUGCUCUUUACAGUUAAAUCAUGGAGAUGUUGUUUUCUUUCCUUUGUUGAUGGCAUGCAUGUAAAAUUAUGAAAAGUUGAGACAUUAGCUGUGUUAUCUGCAAAGCUGUACCUCCUUCAUUUUUUUGGUGAAUUUACAAUGUUAUACAAGUUAAUACCAUCGAAUCCCUUGGUAAAUUUGGUCACAAUGCA